Molecule: messenger RNA, 894 nt
Organism: Echinops telfairi (small Madagascar hedgehog)
Lineage: Eukaryota; Metazoa; Chordata; Mammalia; Afrosoricida; Tenrecidae
Product: polyadenylate-binding protein 2-like
Exons: 1
Coding region: 1-894 (297 amino acids)
Molecular function (GO): RNA binding
Source: RefSeq, a predicted model, not a curated record
AUGGCAGCAACAUCUCCAGACAUGGAAGCAGCAGGCAGGGCUGGCAGUCAAGGAGCUCGGUGGGGACAGCGCCCUCUUGUGCCUGGGGCCAGUGGAGAUGCUGACUUUCCAAGUGCCAUAAAGGACCACAGGAAAAGGCAGGAGGAGCCCGAGGAGAUGGAGCCUGAGGAGUUGUUGCUGGACUAUGAAGCAGAGCCCGUGCCUGAACAAGUAGAGCACUCGCUCCCGUUCUGCUCAGAGGCCCCCAAACACCCUGGAACUCUGAAACACUCUGAGCGUGAGCCUGUGGACCAGGCCACUGAGGACCAGCAGCUAGAAGCCAUCCAAGCUCACGUCAGAGAGAUGACGGAAGAAAUUGACAAGAUAAAGGAGAUGCAGAAAGAGCUGGCGCAGCUGAUGAAGAUGCACUCACCUGCAGGCAAUCAAGGCCAGGUGGUCCUGUCUCCUGAGGAGAAGAAGCAGGCUGAUGCCCGCUCGAUCUACGUUGGCAAUGUGGACUACGGAGCCUCAGCAGAAGAGCUGGAAGCACACUUUCUUGGCUGUGGGUCAAUCAACCGUGUCACCAUCCUCUCUGACAAAUUCAGUGGCCACCCCAAAGGGUUUGCAUACAUAGAGUUCUCAGACAAGGAGUCGGCGAAGAUUUCCUUGUCCUUAGAUGAGUCCCUUUUCAGAGGCAGACAAAUCAAGGUGAUCCCCAAACGAACCAACAGACCAGGCCUGAGCACCACAAAUCGGGGCUUCCCAAGAGCUCACUAUGGUGGCCGCUCCACCAACCACAGAUCAGACUCUCAGUCCCAUGGGCGUUUCCACCGCAGGCCUGGGGGCCCAGUCUACCGGGGGCGCCCUGUGCGCAGGGGUGGGUCGAGAGCCCCCUCGUGGUAUCCCCUUUACUAA